Molecule: messenger RNA, 583 nt
Organism: Drosophila guanche
Lineage: Eukaryota; Metazoa; Arthropoda; Insecta; Diptera; Drosophilidae
Exons: 4
Coding region: 22-567 (181 amino acids)
Source: RefSeq, a predicted model, not a curated record
UGUGCCACAUAUUCCGAAGAAAUGAGGGAACAUCAGGAAGAAAUGCUGCCAGCGCACAGGGACUAUCUGUUGAUGGUCUGCUAUGCGAUUGACGCCUUUGAACUGUUUCACUCGCUGUACUUUCUGGUGGAUACCACGGGUCUGUUGAUAACGCAUACGAAUCUCUACACGACUUUGGCUUUUCUGGGCACCAUCGUUUGGUUUCUGACUGUUGUUGCACUCUUUGUGGGCCUGUGGCAGGGUCGUCCGCUGCUCUUCAUAUUCUGGCUCUUCUUCUCGGGCAUUGGCACACUCACGGACAUUGUGUAUCUGGUGUGGAAUGUGACUUCAUCGCUCACCUUUGACUGGUUGCAUUUCCUCCAUUGGACUGUACUCUACUUUGGAAUAGUUGUCGAGUGCACUUGUCUGUAUUUGGUUUACAGUUAUUAUCGAAGAGUGAGUCACCUUUACCAGCUACACCACCACGAGCAAGGGAAUGCCCAAAGUCACAGACUUUUCACGCCCAGUGACCUGCACAGCGAAACGUCAGCAUAUCCAGCCACAGAUACGAAAAGAUGGCAGGAAUAAGUACUAAGUAGAGCUU